This is a messenger RNA of Malurus melanocephalus (red-backed fairy wren), 2816 nucleotides long. RefSeq names its product ST3 beta-galactoside alpha-2,3-sialyltransferase 4 (gene ST3GAL4). Gene Ontology annotation, molecular function: sialyltransferase activity. NCBI's taxonomy places the organism in Eukaryota, Metazoa, Chordata, Aves, Passeriformes, Maluridae. The coding region runs from base 312 to 1481 and encodes 389 amino acids. Gene Ontology annotation, biological process: glycolipid biosynthetic process. The transcript has 12 exons. The record is from RefSeq and is a predicted model, not a curated record.
AAACCUCUGGCCCUUCAGAGCUUCCCCUUGGGCUUGAUCUUCCCUGCCAGGGUUUGAGGAGCAGCUGAGAGAGACUUGUCUUCCUCCCCUGCAGCACCCUUUAUUGCACUGAAAUGAACUGACAUUCCUCCUCGUGUGUUUUUUUGGGGAGAGCCGUGACUCCCACCACAUCCUGUCCAUCCCACUGGUGGUUAGCUGGUGCCCAGUGGCUAACUGGGAUAGCAGUGGGCUUGCUCCACCUGGCUGGCUCCUUUUUCUACUUGCUCCACCUGGCUGGCUCAUUUUUCCCCUACCUGGGAAAAUCACUUGGGAUGGAGAGAGGAGAGGCUUUCUCUGAGAGGCAGCAUGGCAGGAGGGUUUCUCUGGGAAGAGAGGACGGCGCCGUAGAUCCCGCCGAGCUGCCGCCUGCUCCGCCUGGACCGACAGGACGGGCCGUGACCAGCCGCGAUGAGAGCUCCGGCCCUCGCCUGAUCCCUUUCCUGCUGAUAAAAAUGAUCAACAAGUCUCGAGGGAAGAUACUCGGGGUGCUGGCGCUGUUUCUGGUGAUGGUUUGGUACUCGAUCUACCGGGAAGACAGCUUUUAUUUCCCUGUGCAAGAAAACAACAAGACAACGUGUCCCCUAGGGGAGGUGGAAAAGAAAGCGGCGCAGCUCAUCGGRAACUACACGAGGGACCACCCGCUCUUCUUGCAGCUGAAGGAUUAUUUCUGGGUGAAGACUCCGUCGCUCUACGAGCUGCCCUACGGCACCAAGGGAAGCGAGGACGUCCUCCUGCGCUUGCUGUCCAUCACCCACUACUCCCUGCCUGAGAGCAUCCAGAGCCUCAAGUGCCGGAGGUGUGCGGUGGUGGGCAACGGCCACCGGCUCCGCAACAGCUCCAUGGGGGACACCAUCAACACCUACGACGUGGUGAUCAGGCUCAACAACGCCCCGGUGCACGGUUACGAGCAGGACGUGGGCUCCAAGACCACCAUGCGCCUGUUCUACCCCGAGUCAGCCCACUUCGACCCGCGCACCGAGAACAACCCCGACACGCUGCUGGUGCUCGUGCCCUUCAAGCCCAUGGACUUCCAGUGGAUGGAGGCCAUUCUUAAUGACAAAAAGAGGGUUCGGAAGGGGUUUUGGAAACAGCCCCCGUUGAUCUGGGAUGCCAACCCRGAGCAAGUGCGCAUCCUCAACCCCUACUACAUGGAAGUGACUGCUGCUAAACUGCUCAACCUCCCCAUGAAGCAACCACGGAAGGUCAAACAGAAACCCACCACGGGGCUGCUGGCCAUCACCCUGGCGCUGCACUUCUGUGACCUGGUGCACAUUGCGGGCUUUGGCUACCCUGACUCGAACAACAAGAAGCAAACCAUCCACUACUACGAGCAGAUCACACUCAAGUCCAUGGCUGCGUCGGAGCACAACGUGUCACACGAGGCCGUGGCCAUCAAGAGGAUGCUGGAGCUGGGACUCGUCAAGAACCUCACCUACUUCUGAGGGUGGCCGCAGGGACACUGUCACCGGGGCGAGGGGACACCAUCCCCGCAGUGAGGGGAGACCGUCCCCGGGGCGAGAAGACAGCGUCCCUGCAGCGAGGGGACACUGUUCUCACAGCGAGGGGACACUGUUCUCACAGCGAGGGGACACCGUUCUCAGCGAGGGGACACCGUUCUCACAGCGAGGGGACACUGUUCUCACAGCGAGGGGACACCGUUCUCAGCGAGGGGACACCGUUCUCACAGCGAGGGGACACAGCACUGGCGCAGCUGGAGUGACUGAGGGCAGAGCAUCCUGGUCAUCGCUGCCACCGUGCCCUGGGACUGCUGGGGCUGGGGAUCCGUGCGGGACCGCGGGUCCCCGGGUGGGGCAGCUCCUGGGGGUGCAGGGAGCCCGGCGGGGCCGUGCCCCCGCACCUUUUCUACUGACGCACUGAAGCUACCGAGGACCUGGAGGGGAUUUGUGGGGUAGGGGGGUCCUCCCUCCCAGCGGGCCUGAGGGGGUGAGUCGGGGCAGGAGCCCUUGCCCUGGACAUUCUCCUUCCCUUAAUUCCCUCACACACUGACGAGGGCCCUGCUGAGGGGCUGAUUUUGGGGGUCCUGGCCCCCCCCAGGGAAUGGGAGCCUUUGCAGGCUAAUUUUGCCUCCUCCCUGCCCUGGACCUCCCCCCAAAUAUUUAAUUCCCACCCCCCGUUUUUUUUUAAUUUCCUUUUUACUUGGCGGCCCUGUCCUGUGCCUUAGCGCUGGCGUCGGGGCUCGUCCCCGCAGCCCCCCUGGGCGGGGGCACCUUGGGGUGCUUGGCUUYGGGGUCUGCCGGGGCCCUUUAUGGGUGCAGAUUAAUUUAAUUAAUUUAAAUGCUUAUUUAUGGUGGAGCCUUCCCCAGGGCCCGUGUGCCACUGGUGCCAGGGGCCCAGGGUGGGCUGGCACGUUCUUGGCUCCAUGGGGGUGGGCGUUUGGGAUGUCCCSCCACCACCGAGGGGUUGACUGGUGCCUUGUCCCUGCUGGUGUAGGGUCCCCUGUGCCCCCGUGGGGCUGUCAGUGUUGGGGGGACCCGUGGAUGGGGGUGUUGGGGCUGAUGCUGGCACCCAAUAAAGUCCUGGUGAGGCUGGGAUGGGCUGGGCGCUCCUGGGGUGUGAUCGGGGGAUGUGUGAGGGAGUUUUGGGGCUGUGGAUGCAGGGGGGUGGUCUGUCCCCAUGCCCGUGUGUCCCCACAUCCCCUUACCUGCUGUGAGGCCCCAUCUCCUGGCUCCCACGCUGGGCUCGCAGGAUCCCAGCUGCCCCGUGCCUCAGUUUCCCUCCACCACCGGCCAUUUCUGCCCCCGUGGGGCGUCCCCCGG